Molecule: messenger RNA, 2568 nt
Organism: Symbiodinium natans
Lineage: Eukaryota; Dinophyceae; Suessiales; Symbiodiniaceae
Source: the annotation of a GenBank genome assembly
AUGAGCAAUUCCAAACUUCGAGUCAUUGCGGUCGGCCACAAUGGCCGUAUCCCUUCGGCAGAGGAGCCGCUCGAAGAUGGCUAUCCCACUGAUCAUGGGGAGACAGCUGCAAUUCGAACAAUUGCUGACGUGUCCGCUGUGAAUUGGGGCAAUGUGGUUUUCGCAACAUCGCUCAGCCCCUGUGUAAUGUGCAGUUCAGCUUUGACAUGGCUAUGGAGCCUUGGACUGCGACAUCUUGUCGUCGCAGAGAGCAGCAGCUUCAGCGGCGGCGCUGCCGCGCUAGCAACGUUGGAAGGGAUGCAGAUAGUGAACCUGUCGAAUGCCCACGCACAGUGCAUGAUGAAGACUUUCGCCACUCGCUUCCCAUGGGAUUGGGCUGCAGACAUUGGUGAGGUGCCACCCAACGACUUGGGGCUUAGCAAACGUUUGCAGACUGAGAACUGGGAGCUGCGUCUCUUUGUGACCAAGAUUGCAAAGGAGCUUGAGAAGCUCAAAAGCCUUGCUGCAGUCGUUGGUCCCACCGGGGAUAUCCUUGCAUCAGCAGCCGAUGAACGUGGUGAAAGCUGUGGCAACGAAACUCGUGCUGCAGUGAUGCUCGCGAUGGGCCGCGCUGGAUCUGCGGCUAACCUGCGUGAGUGCAUCGUUUGUUUCAUGGGGCCCACGGCGGAGCUCCAGGACUUCGGUCCCGUCGCGGUGGGAGCAUGUCAGCUCUUCCGACCAGCGCUGGUCGUCACCACAGCACCGGCGUCUGAGGAGCUCACGGGCUUUGCGGCUGGGAGGACGAUCGCACAAGAAAUGUUUCGGAGCCUCGGCACCUGCCGACUCUGCUGUGAGCAGUUUGUGCAACAGUGCAAAGGCUGCAAAGGAAAAGAGAGGUGGCGUUGGGUCGUAAAGUUGGAUCUGCGAAUCGUUGGCGCGAGCUUCAAGGAGGAGAACAAGCGAACAAAGGAGGAGUGGGUUCGCAAAUCGCAAACCUUCGCCCUUUUUUCCGCCGGCCCCGGACCUAGCGAGCACCUGUGGAUCUGGCAGAUGAUGAAUGGCAGAGAAGCCGGUCUUCUUGGAAUGAGCUUGGUUGCCCUGCCCAGGGCCUGGUUCGCUCAUGAUGUGCACCCCAUCGAUACCUCCACAAACUUGAAUUACAUCGCUUGGGGUCGUGUGGCCACAAGGCACACGCACAACAUUGGGCAUGUGGCCACCUACAACUUGGAGGUCGCAGACAAUAUUCUAGUUCUAGUUUUACAGAGGCAGGUGCAGUCGCAACCUUCGCAAGCUCAAGGGGCAACGUCGUCCACGUUCACUCUGGAUGGCUUGGUUCUGUCACGGACAGACGACCAACUGAACGAUCAGCCCAUAUACAAGUUGUUCGAGAGGGCGUUCUUCUCUGCAGUGCAAUCGGCCGAUUGUGAACAUGCUGAUGAUGGGGGCCUGCAGUGCCGGGACAUCAGAGGAGGCUUCGACCCCAAAAGAUGGGAUCAGCUGACGCAGCAGAUGCGGAGACUCGUAGAGCAUGGGUACAACCACCCGUCCAUAGCCCACGCACUUGCCAUGUCUUUGUACUCCUGGUUCUGGUGGGAAGGGCCAGGCAACGAUCGUGUGAAUGUCGUGACAGGCCGUUUGGCUUGCGAUUUCUUUGCAGCAUCGCUGAGCUUCAACAGCUGCAUGGAUCCCAGCCUUCCACUGCAGGAUUUCUUUCAGCGCAAUUGCCACAUGCGAUGGCGGUACUUGCUGAUGAUAGCAAGUGAGCUUGGGAGAUACCUUGCUGUCACCCAAAUGGAUGUUCGUGCAGCCACGGAAGUCUUGCAGUCUGCGCAGCGGUACUUCCAGAUUAUGCGGCAGCUGCCCGCUUUUGGUCCCCACGCAGGAAAGCUGACAUCUCCCCAUGACAUCAGUCUGAAUGCUGACUACUUCCCGGCAUCCGUGGUCAACCAGGGCCCCAUCUGGAAGAAUGCCAAAAAGCAGGUCCCGAUCGCCGCCUUCCUGGAGGACAACUUCCCCACCAUCAAGGGUGAACUGUUGGCGAUUCUUAACGAGGAGCAUCGCUUCAGCUUGAUGAAUCAGGUCACCCGCAACGCGGAGCCUCAGUUUGGCCCUCGGGAUGACGACUGGCUAACUGCGUACCUGGUGCGUGGAGCGGCAUUCAAUGAGCUGGUCUGCGCUCACGCGCCUCAGACUUGUGCUUUGCUUCGUACCCGCCCGGAACUUGCCGAGUGCCACUCGGGCCUCUCCGGCUCGGGCUUCUUGCGGAUGGGACCAGGAGGCCGGCUCAAGCCACACUUUGGUGGGGCACCACGGCUUAGCGCUCACCUGGCCCUUUUGGUCCCCGACGGCGAGGUGUACAUGUCGGUUGGGCAUGAGACGGCUCGGUGGGUGGAGGGGGAAGUGAUCACCUUUGAUGAUACGUUCAUCCACAGCGUGACCCACAACGGCGACCAGCCUCGUUAUGUGCUGAAUGUGUGGAUGUGCCACCCUUGCGACCCCACCGAGGGUCAUGGCGCUGCAGGGCGCGCAAUCCCAGACUAUUGUGAGGGACCGGAGCAGGGUGUUCUGCCCCCGGAUAUUGCCAGAUGA